AUGGAAAAGGUAAAAAGCUUGGCGUCCCAACACGGCGUAGUGAUCUUUAGCAAAACCACAUGUUGUCUGUGCUACGCGGUGAACAUCCUGUUCCAAGAGCUGGGCGUGAAGCCCCACGUGUACGACAUCGACACCGACCACCAGGACGGGAAAGAAAUGGAGAGAGCUCUGGCCAGGAUGGGCUGCAACUCCUCCGUCCCCGCCGUCUUCAUCGGCGGCAACCUCGUCGGCUCCACCAACGAAGUCAUGUCCCUCCACUUAAGCGGCUCCCUCAUCGGCAUGCUCAAGCCCUACAUGUCCAUGAAUUAA
This is a messenger RNA of Ipomoea triloba (trilobed morning glory), 309 nucleotides long. RefSeq names its product glutaredoxin-C13-like. Gene Ontology annotation, cellular component: nucleus; cytoplasm. The coding region runs from base 1 to 309 and encodes 102 amino acids. NCBI's taxonomy places the organism in Eukaryota, Viridiplantae, Streptophyta, Magnoliopsida, Solanales, Convolvulaceae. The record is from RefSeq and is a predicted model, not a curated record. The transcript has a single exon.